Messenger RNA from Haliotis rufescens (red abalone), 5310 nucleotides. Its product is annotated as transportin-1-like. Gene Ontology annotation, biological process: protein import into nucleus. The transcript is spliced from 22 exons. Gene Ontology annotation, molecular function: small GTPase binding; nuclear import signal receptor activity. Bases 315 to 2975 code for a protein of 886 amino acids. NCBI's taxonomy places the organism in Eukaryota, Metazoa, Mollusca, Gastropoda, Lepetellida, Haliotidae. The record is from RefSeq and is a predicted model, not a curated record. Gene Ontology annotation, cellular component: nucleus; cytoplasm.
CGUGAAUUAGGCAUAAAUUUGCUGCGCGGAAUAUAUUCAUAAGUCUAUGAAUAGGGAAUGUUUGUGGACUAUAUAUUCCUUUAUAAAACGUAUGUGUUGUCGUUCCUGGAGUUUCACUAACUGAACUAAGUAGAAAAGCCAAUCUACUUGUGACAGACAGUGCGCGCAGAAAAUCACGAUCGAAUAACUUACGUUUCAUUUCUGCAACAUUAUGCUAUUGGAUUUUGCAAGAGUCAUUCAAAGGGAGAUAACUGCCGUGUGACGGAAUCUAUUUGCUCAUUUCAUAUCCCUCCGCCGCGUUCGGAUAAUCCAAGAUGGCGUGGCAGCCGGAGGAGAGUGGUCUUCGGCAAAUAUUACAGCUGUUGAAAGAAUCGCAGUCUCCAGAUACAGCCACGCAACGCGCCGUUCAACAAAAAUUGGAAGAGCUCAAUAGGUAUCCAGACUUCAACAAUUACCUAAUUUUUGUUCUCACCAAGUUGAAAUCUGAAGAUGAUCCAACGAGAUCCUUGAGUGGUUUGAUUUUGAAGAACAAUGUUCGUGCCCAUUUUGAGAAGUUUCCUCCAGAGGUAACAUCCUUCAUAAAGCAAGAAUGCCUGAACAGUAUUGGAGACCCUUCCCCACUCAUAAGGGCCACCAUUGGAAUUCUUGUUACAACAAUUGUUGCCAAGGGGGAACUGCGCAAUUGGCAGGAUUUGUUACCAACACUCUGCCAGUGCUUGGAUUCUGAAGACUAUAAUGUUUGUGAGGGAGCAUUUGGUGCGUUGCAGAAGAUUUGUGAGGACUCAGCAGAGUCACUGGACAGUGAUGUGGUCAGCAGGCCUCUCAAUGUCCUUAUUCCUAAGUUCCUGCAGUUCUUCCGCCACCAGAGCCCUAAGAUCAGGUCCCAUGCCAUAGCUUGUGUGAACCAGUUCAUCAUUGGCCGAACACAAGCACUGAUGAUUCACAUUGACACCUUCAUUGAGAACCUGUUUUUCCUGGCAACGGAUGAAGACCAGGAGGUCAGGAAGAAUGUGUGCCGGGCGCUCGUCAUGCUGGUGGAGGUCAGGAUGGACAGGCUAAUGCCACACAUCAACAACAUUAUUGAGUACAUGAUGAUGCGGACCCAAGAUGAUGAUGACACAGUAGCCCUGGAGGCUUGCGAGUUCUGGCUGUCACUGGCAGAACAGCCCAUCUGUAAGGAUGUUCUGGCACCACACAUCGAAAAACUGGUCCCUGUCCUCGUCAAGGGAAUGAAGUAUUCGGAGAUUGAUAUAAUACUGCUGAAGGGAGACGUGGAGGAGGAUGAGAUGAUCCCAGACAAGGAAUCUGACAUCAAACCUCGCUUCCACAAGUCCAAGACACACAGCCAGAAGCACCAGGAAGGAGACGAGGAUGGUGAGGGAUCAGACGACGGCUAUGAUGAUGACGACAGUCUGUCAGACUGGAACCUUCGAAAGUGUUCUGCAGCUGCUCUGGAUGUUCUAGCUAAUGUGUUCCAUGAAGAGAUCCUUCCAGUUCUUCUUCCUAUUCUGAAGGAGACUCUGUUCCACACGGAUUGGGAGAUCAAGGAAUCUGGCAUUCUUGUAUUGGGAGCUAUCGCUGAAGGCUGUAUGAAUGGCAUGAUUCCACAUCUGCCAGAGCUUAUCCCUUACCUGAUACGCUGUCUGUCGGACAAGAAGGCGCUGGUUAGAUCCAUCACGUGUUGGACGCUCAGCAGAUAUGCUCAUUGGGUUGUGGGGCAACCGCAUGAAAACUUUCUAAAACCUUUAAUGGAAGAGCUGUUGAAGCGGGUGCUGGAUGCCAACAAGCGAGUCCAGGAGGCAGCCUGUUCAGCGUUUGCCACCCUGGAGGAGGAAGCUUGUACAGAACUGGUUCCCUAUCUCGGAUUUAUCCUAGAAACACUGGUCUUUGCAUUUUCCAAGUAUCAGCAUAAGAACCUGCUCAUCCUUUAUGAUGCUAUUGGAACUCUUGCAGACUCUGUCGGCCACCAUCUGAACAAACCAGAAUAUGUCAACUUGUUGAUGCCACCUCUUAUACAGAAGUGGAACAUGCUAAAGGAUGAGGACAAGGAUCUCUUCCCUCUGUUGGAGUGCUUAUCGAGUGUGGCUACUGCCCUGCAGUCUGGCUUCUUGCCCUACUGUGAACCUGUGUACAGAAGAUGUGUCUCGCUGGUCGAACAGACUCUCAACCAAAACUAUAACAUGAGCACGCCUGACCACUAUGACCCACCGGACAAAGACUUCAUGAUCGUGGCGUUGGACCUGCUGAGUGGUCUGGCUGAAGGUCUGGAGCACCACAUAGAGAGCCUGGUGGCCAACAGCAAUAUUCUCAAACUCCUCUUCCAGUGUAUGCAGGACCCUAUGCCGGAGGUUCGACAGAGCUCUUUCGCCCUUCUCGGAGACCUGACCAAAGCUUGUUUCCAGCAUGUCAGACCAUGCAUAGGAGACUUCAUGCCAAUCUUAGGAAACAACUUGAACCCAGAAUUCAUAUCUGUCUGCAACAACGCUACAUGGGCCAUUGGCGAGAUUUCAAUAAAGAUGGGUGCCGACAUGCAGCCCUAUGUCCAGCUGGCCCUGGGUCAUCUUGUGGAUAUUAUCAACCGACCCAACACCCCUAAAACACUCCUGGAGAACACGGCCAUAACAAUUGGUCGCCUUGGUUUAGUAUGUCCGCAAGAAGUCGCCCCUAUGUUACAACAGUUUAUCAGGCAGUGGUGCACAUCAUUGCGCAACAUUCGAGACAACGAAGAGAAGGACUCUGCGUUCCGCGGUAUCUGUCUGAUGAUUGGGGCAAACCCAGCCGGAGUCGUGCAGGACUUCAUCUUCUUCUGUGAUGCUGUUGCAUCAUGGGUGCACCCCAAACCUGACCUGAAGGAAAUGUUCUACAAAAUCCUACAUGGUUUCAAGAAUCAAGUCGGGGAAGAAAACUGGUCCAAGUUCUCUGACCAGUUCCCCCAGCCUCUUCGCGAACGCCUAGCUGUCAACUACGGGGUCUGAACAGCUGCUAUCAUCAGUAAAGGGGGCAAACCGGGAAGGUGCUCACAAAUCGCGGUGAGCACCAAGGGGCCGCGGGGGUUGGCAAGGGGAGGGCCAGCUCGAGGGGGGGCCCUGCAGCACAUGCAGCAGCGCCAAGGUCACAUGACCGCCAUGUGACCACAAAACCGAGCUGUCAGUGCAGCACCUAACUGAUCUGCGGGUGGGACGCGUUACGGGAGGGAUCAUCGUACAUCGUACAUCGUCAAUGUGUCCUCUGUGUUUGACAGGAAUGUUAGAACAUCUUUCUUGCAUGUAAACUAGGUACUACUUGACAAACAACUCAUUAUUGAUACAAGAUAGCAAGGGGAAUAGCUUAAUCCAAUCAACUACAGCUUUUCUAGACAAGCAUGAUUCUCUUGAAUGUUGUAACCACCCCGCUGUAUGGUGAACGUCCCAACCAAAUGUUAUACAUGGUUGAUGUGACUUGUGCACAAUCCAAUCUAUUGCAUGUUGUUAGUUGUCAAGCCAAGCCAAGACAUGGCAUGCAUGCAUGGAAAUUUAUUCAUAAGUCUGGUUAUGUAUUCUACUUGAAAUUUGUUCAUCAUUAGGAGGGGGUAAGGUGGUUUCAGAAAAGUCUCCUAUACGAUUUGUUACCCCAAUAGAAGAUAAACCCUUAAAACGGCAAAUUGUCUGAUUAUUUUAGAAUGAAGAGCUUUAAAUCCCCCUUUAUUUAUGGAUUAUUUAUUAUUAUUCAUAUUUUUGGGGAUACAUUUUUUUGGGCAGAGGGGGUAUAUAUGAAAACACACACCCAAAAGUGAAAAGGAAUUUUUUUAAGAACCGAGAACAGCGACUAUUUGCUAUUCAUGUUUCUGUUAGUGUCAAAAGCAAAUUUUAUUGAAAGUUCUCAACUAUUUCCAAUGUUUUUAUUGUUUGUAGAUCACUAGGAUCAGACUUUGGUCCACAGCUGAAAUUACCUACAUUGAUUUAUUGUGCAUCAGAUGUACAAAAGAUCUGGUACAGACCAAGCUAAAUUUGAUGUCAAUGUUGGAUUUCAGUUGUUAAAUGUUUUCCUACAUCAAGAAUCAAUGCUAUAUUUCGAAUUCAUUUGUAGUAUUGGAAGUUCUAGUACUUUCUACAAAGUUCUCGUUGACCAAGUUGCCUUUUAGUGAGAAGCAAACGGUUACCAGUCUUUAUCCUACGUGAAACAAACCGUUGCCAAUUAGACCUUCGACACAAUCCCAUCAUCCCUCAGCAGAGGCUCAGAACAGUUACCAUGGAUACGGAAGAGACAUAGUAUUCUGAGAUCAAUGCAGAAAAAGGAGGUGCUAUGUACCAAGACAGAAGCUAACAUCCUGCUCCAUCAGAGACCAAAUACAUGAAAGUAUGACAGGUCAUGGAGCAGCAGAAGCUUGCUAUAUGAGAGUCCAGCAAAGACCAAGCAGGGUUGAUACCUUCCAACACUGUGGGCCAUACAAUCCUGGUCUUGGCAUGACACACGAGAUCCUGUCAUGGGUUGGACCUCACCUGAUCUCAACAUGUCAGCACGCAGAUGUACUGCUAGUGCAGAGGUUGCAUGACAUGAGCACUGAAUAUGCUCAUUAUCAGCAAAUGGUAUUACAUAUCUAGCCCAAGCCAUCAUUGGACUAUGAGGAGAGAGUUAGCUUUGGCACUUGCAUGUACUCCAAUCCAAAGUAAAUCAAGAAACCUCAGGAUUUUACAAAUCUUUGUUAAUUUUAGUUUUAAGAUGUUUCAGAAUAUUAAGAUGUUAUUUUUGAUGAAAUUAAAGUUUGAUCAGUUUGUAAAGGAGAAUGCAUUUGCCAAGCUAACAAAACAAAUUGAUAAGACCAAGAAUACUCUCCACAAUGAACUGAUGACAAUAUCAACCGGGAGAGCCAUUGCUUUUAUCUCUCGUGUGAUCUGAACAAUUAUUGUCUGUGAUUUAUUUUUGGGGUAUUUUUGAUGUAUAAGUGGUGUAUGAGUGAUAUGGUUAUAUUUAUCAUUAUUUUUUAUUAUUUUUCAGACUAUGGAGAUUUUUAUUUUAUUUAUUUUGUGUGUGUUUAUGCUGCCAUCAGCUGGGCUGUACUAGAUUAAUUUUAAGGUAUUAUACUACGAGGCAAUACUGUGUGUACAUAAAUAGUUAAUGACAAGCGGUUGCAGCAUUCCUCAAUCUGAGACCACCUUUAGGGGUUAGACUGACAUCAACAUAAUACUGUAUACAUGUGUUCUCAUGAACAUUUUAACACUUUGGAAUAGGAACCAACUGUCAGAUGUAUAUUGUUAUCUGUAUAAACUGUGGUGUACUAAUUUCAACUUGCAUGCUACAAAUUUAAUGCCAUUAAAAUUCGUUGGAAACAAA